This is a messenger RNA of Meloidogyne enterolobii, 1014 nucleotides long. NCBI's taxonomy places the organism in Eukaryota, Metazoa, Nematoda, Chromadorea, Rhabditida, Meloidogynidae. The record is from the annotation of a GenBank genome assembly.
AUGGAUAUUGAUGAUUUUUUGAUGAUUAGAGGAAGUUUAAUGAUAGCUGCUAUGAAGCAAAUCUCAUUGUCCAUUGAUAUCGACGAAUCUGCCUAUAAAGAUUUGACCAAAAUCAAUGAUGUUUACUCUCAUCUCCAGAUUCCAAAUUUUUUCAAUCAAUUUGCUUUUAUUUUUGACCCUUCAACAUUAAUUUUUGGACCGUUUAUUACUUAUACACAAUUUUUGGAGAUGAAAUAUACUUUAGAACAAGGAUUUCGUGAAUGUAACUACUAUAAUUUGCUUUUGAGGCUAUUACAUUCUUUUUGGCACUUGAUCAUCGCAUUGUUUUUUCUUCUCCUUUCAUCUUGUUUUGUCGACACUGAUAUUUUAUCUUCAUUCUACUUUUUACCUUCUUGGUUAAUUCAAUUUACAAAAGCUCUUGCCUUCCGCUAUUCACAUUAUUUUGUAUGUUAUUUCGCUACAUCUAUUGUUUUGAUUGGUGGAGCAUCCUAUUCGCUUGAGAUUGUCAGAUGGACGUCUGUUGAAUGGCCUGGAUCUCUGGCACAAGUUGCCUCGGUUUGGAAUAUUCCAAUGCAUUCAUUUCUUCACAAAUGCAAAUUUUUAUCGAAAACUUGUUUCCAAUGGUUUUGCUACUUUAUCAGCUAUUCUAAUUACUUUUGCAGUCUCUUCUUUAUUACACGUCUUAGAGAACGUCUGGCCAUUUCUCUAUCAGCUUGUAUUCGCACAAGGCUUUGUCCGAAUGAUGGAGGAUGUUUACACCGAUAUAAAUCUAAUUUAAAUCCAUUGGUGAUUUUGCCUCGUGUGUGUUUUCUUUUGAUAAAUGGCUACCAGCUUGUCUAUCUCGGCGCUCUUAUUCACAAUUAUGAUCAGUUUCAAUGGGAUACUUGGAUUAACGAGUUUAAACUGUUUGGACAUCUCCUUGGAUUAAUAAUGUUGUUGUUUUGUAUUUUGUUUGAUCAUAAUGGAAUUAUAAAGAAUGCUAAGCAAGAAAAGAUGCAAUAUAAAAAGGAGUAA